AUGCAAGAUCUACGAGAGGAAAAUCUAAAAAGGCAAUUACGGGAACUGCAGAAACAGGAGGGAAACUGGCCAGAGCAGAUGAGGAAGAUGAGGCAACGCGAAGAGAAUUCUCAAAGGCAGUUAAGGGAAAUGCAACAACGCGAAGAAAACUCUCAAAGGCAGUUAUGGGAAAUGCAGGAACGAGAGGAAAAUUCUCAAAGGCAGUUAAGAGAAAUGCAGGAACGAGAAGAAAAUUCACAAAGGCAGUUGAGAGAGAUACAGCAACGAGAAGAAAAUUCACAAAGGCAGUUGAGAGAGAUGCAGCAACGAGAAGAAAAUUCACAAAGGCAGUUGAGAGAGAUGCAGCAACGAGAAGGAAAUUCACAAAGGCAGUUGAGGUAGAUGCAGCAACGAGAAGGAAAUUCACAAAGGCAGUUGAGAGAGAUGCAGCAACGAGAAGAAAAUUCACAAAGGCAGUUGAGAGAGAUGCAGCAACGAGAAGAAAAUUCACAAAGGCAGUUGAGAGAGAUGCAACAACGAGAAGAAAAUUCACAAAAGGCAGUUGAGGUAAAUGCAGCAACGAGAAGAAAAUUCACAAAGGCAGUUGAGAGAGAUGCAGCAACGAGAAGAAAAUUCACAAAGGCAGUUAAGAAAAAAUACAGCAACGAGAAGAAAAUUCACAAAGGCAUUUGAGAGAUAUUGUGACUGGAUCAUUGCUCGCCGCGAAAUUCAGAUGACAGACAAAUGCCUUGGGAGGGGAGGUUGGGGAAGUGUUUAUGAAGGAGUAUAUUGUGGGUGGGCUGUAGCAGUUAAACAAAUCCAUGAUUUGAUUCUCUCUCCACAUAACAUACGCCUCUUUAAUAGAGAAAUGGAGAUUGCUUCAAAGUGUCAUCACCCUCAUUUACUACAGUUUAUCGGGGCCACAAAUGACGAAGAAAGCCCUCUGUUUGUAACCGAGCUCAUGGAAAACAAUUUGAGGACUCUGCUAGAGCAGCGGCAACUAUCUGAAAGAGAAAUACAAACUAUUUCUCUGGACGUAGCUCGUGGACCUAACUAUCUGCAUCAUAAAAAACCAGUACCCAUCAUUCACCGGGAUAUCAGCAGUGUUAAUGUGUUGCUAUGGCGACAGGGUGACCAAUGGAGAGGCAAAGUGUCAGAUUAUGGCACUGCUAACAGAACAUGA
Porites lobata is the source of this 1162-nucleotide messenger RNA. The record is from the annotation of a GenBank genome assembly. NCBI's taxonomy places the organism in Eukaryota, Metazoa, Cnidaria, Anthozoa, Scleractinia, Poritidae.